AUGUCUUCGACUUCACAACUUCCCCCGGCUUCCACUCGCCAACACAACUUUGAGCAGGCCGUCGCCUACGCGCUACACCUCUGGCCCGCGCUCACGCUCUCCGUCGCCAACGGCUGGGGCGGCCCCGAGUCCGCCGAGAAGCGCGACUGGUUCGCCGGCGCCAUCGUCGAGCUCUUCCCCGAAUUCACCGACACCCCCGCGCCGACCACAUCCACCACCACCACCACGCAGACGAGGACGACGACCGCCGCGGACGAGGCCGACACGGAAGACGUCGAGACGGUGCUGCUGCAGGUGAUGGUGGACGAGUUCGAGGUCAACGUCGACGACGACUCGGCGCUCGAGGUGGCGCAGCAGAUCGUCCGCGCGCGCGCGCAGUGCGCCGCCGGCAUGUUCGACGAGACCAACGCGCUGGCGGAGCGCUUUGCGCGGCUGAAGGGCGGCGACAGGGCGGCGGUAGGGCAGAUGUUCAAGCAAGGCGAGGACCCGAACCAGGACACGGACGACGAGCCGGACGAUGAUAGCGAUGACGAGGACGAGGACGGCGACGUGGACAUGGGGGAGGCGUCUGCGCCGGCGGCGGCCCCUAAGCAAAAGGCCGAGCCGCAGGUUGACGAAGACGGCUUCACCAUGGUGACGAAGAAGAGGUAG
Molecule: messenger RNA, 651 nt
Organism: Cordyceps fumosorosea ARSEF 2679
Lineage: Eukaryota; Fungi; Ascomycota; Sordariomycetes; Hypocreales; Cordycipitaceae
Product: Pre-rRNA-processing protein TSR2
Exons: 2
Coding region: 1-651 (216 amino acids)
Biological process (GO): maturation of SSU-rRNA from tricistronic rRNA transcript (SSU-rRNA, 5.8S rRNA, LSU-rRNA)
Cellular component (GO): nucleus
Source: RefSeq, a predicted model, not a curated record